Molecule: messenger RNA, 207 nt
Organism: Gongylonema pulchrum
Lineage: Eukaryota; Metazoa; Nematoda; Chromadorea; Rhabditida; Gongylonematidae
Source: the annotation of a GenBank genome assembly
AUGACUCGGUCGCCGCCGCCGCCUAACUUGCUCCAAAAGCAGCGUCUAAUAAGCAGUUUUAGAGGCCAAACACAUCAGGAGCAAUUCAUUGGUUUACUGGCCAAAGCAGCUUACGGGCAAGCCACGUUUGACAAACGAAAAACUCUUCAGUUUAAAGAUCUCGGUACGUUUGCGUUUUGUUUUCGCAUAUUGCACUCCGUUUUCUGA